Messenger RNA from Trichoplax adhaerens, 2106 nucleotides. RefSeq lists its product as uncharacterized. The record is from RefSeq and is a predicted model, not a curated record. The transcript is spliced from 3 exons. NCBI's taxonomy places the organism in Eukaryota, Metazoa, Placozoa, Uniplacotomia, Trichoplacea, Trichoplacidae. Bases 1 to 2106 code for a protein of 701 amino acids.
AUGAUUAACACAAAAACUACUGGUUAUCGAUCUCUAUCCUACUGCCUACCCUUAAUAAUCUAUAUCUUGCUAGUAUUUCCACAUUCUAUCGCAACUUCACAACUCAAUUUAUCAUCAUGCUUGCUACAAUGUCGACUCAGUAUCAAGGAAGGACCACGGGCUCACGUCAAUUUUACACAAAUGCUUAAAACGGAAUCAAUACGAGCAAUUUUCUUCGAUCUGUACAUAGGCAAUAAAACUACUCAUAUUGGCACUCGCAGGACUAUAUUCUACGCAUGGAUUAAGAAAAAUCUCGGGAAAGGUGUAUUUACUUUGCCUAGCGAUUACAUUGCUUUAACAUUUAGUCUUUACGCCGUUUUCAUAUCGAAAUUGAAAAUUUCUUUCCAAGAAUCAUCUCCCGGUUGUUAUCAUCGCUUCCAUGAUGAUUAUUGUAAGGGUUAUAUUACUUUUGCAGCCUUAACUGAUUUUACUCGAUUAAAGGAAAACUGUACUAACGACAGUUGUGGAACUAUUUGCAGAAGAAAUUAUACUAAACAUGAUGGUUGGCUUGGCGAUAAAAUUGUCUUUUCAUGCUGUCAUAAAGAUUUAUUGACUGGAGAUAUUAAUAUUGAUAAAUGUUUGACAGAAGAGAGGGCUGAUUGGUAUGUCUCACUAAUGCAGGCGGUUUCUACUAUAAUAAGUAUCCACCUAGGCGGAAUGGCUUUGAACAGAUUCAUCAAUAAAUACUUGGAUCGUCAAAUAUUGUAUACUACAAUCGGAUCUAUACGUGUCCGCAUAUUGAAUCCUUCACCAUUGCAAGACUUAGGCAUGAUUCCAACAAGAAUAAUCAAGGUGAAAGAUAAAGUUGAAGAUGAAAUGAAUGCCCUGUUAAACGCUAAGAAAGGUGUUUUAGAAGUUUAUUUAGCCAAUGGUUACGAUGAGAUCAAAAUUGAUGUACCAGCAAAGUUGAAAGACCCAAAAGUCAUGAAAAAUUUGAAAAAGUACAUCUCGUGGAUAUUAAAUCAACCUCAUCAUCAGAUUUUUGAUGGAAUAUCUAAAAUUGUUAUACAAUAUGAAAUCAAGACUGUCAACGAUAAUCAAAAGCAGACUACAGUAAGCUUAUUACAAUGUACAAAUGGCUGUGAAAAUUGCCCAUAUUCGCAAGGUUUCCAACAAGUAAAACAUUGUAUUGAAAAUCAUUUAAAUAUCAAUAACUCACAAGAUUUCAUUAAAUGGACAAAACAAGUCUACUUUAUUCACGAUGAUAUAGCUCAUCAUAAGCUCAUAUCAAUUCCAUCUGAGCUGUAUCAAUACCUAAGAUAUUAUGUACCAAUGAUAUCAUCAAGUUUAUGGCGAUUAAUAUCUAGCAUUAUUCUUGCAUCAGGUCUACUUUUCAUAUUUGUUCUGACAAUAUUACUAGAUUACCGAACGCAAUUAUUUUCAUCAUUAAAUUCUGCACUCGCACAUGUACCGAAUAUUUACUUAGCAACUAUUCUAUCAAUGAAUUACUUAGUGGCAACAGAAAUAGAUGAAGAAACUAUUGAUAGAAUACUGAUUGCUAAUAUUAUUCAAUAUAGACGAGGCUAUCGAUUAUUUUUAGAAAGAGGUAUUUAUUUUCAGCCCAUCCUUCAGUCGUUUAGAGCAACUUUUGAACAUUACCAUAGAAAAAAUAAGACUAUAAAAUUUUAUAUACCUGAAGUAGAUUCAAAUAGUAAUCGAUCAGUAGGAAGCACAGUUAGUAGCGGAAAUCAAUCUGUUAUCACAACAGAAGCUAAUAGUGAUAUAACCCAAUCAAUUAACAGUCCGUCAACAGAAAUAGCAACGGAUAGUGCAUUUCAAUUAAAUACUGGUCAUUCAGCAGCUGAGAUUCAUAAUGUCCAAACUAUUGAUGAUGCCUAUAAGGACGGUGUAGAAGAAGAAAUUUCCAUUCAUGAAAAUCAGUCUAAUCAAGCAAAUUCACUUAUAUAUAAAGGAGAAAUCCAAUUUCGACUUAUUUUUCAAGCAAUUAAAAAUAUUUUUAUACGUACUUCUAACUCAAGUGAAAAUAGUGCAAUUGCUGAACGCGUAGGAAUUAAAGGAGAACGUGAGCCUCUGGUAGAUAAAUUUGCUACUGAUCCUAUUGCAUAG